Molecule: messenger RNA, 3108 nt
Organism: Penicillium waksmanii
Lineage: Eukaryota; Fungi; Ascomycota; Eurotiomycetes; Eurotiales; Aspergillaceae
Product: WD40 repeat domain-containing protein
Exons: 5
Coding region: 1-3108 (1035 amino acids)
Biological process (GO): regulation of mitotic cell cycle; mitotic spindle organization
Cellular component (GO): mitotic spindle
Molecular function (GO): protein binding
Source: RefSeq, a predicted model, not a curated record
AUGGCCACCACCGCCCCGCUCAGCGCCAAAAGCAAACUCGCUGGCAGCUCCCUGAAGAUUACCCCCUCCAACUCCCCCGUCUUGCGCCCAGGCACUCGCUCUGCUAGCAGGGCCUCACACCAGUCGGCCCUCUCGCUGCAGACCGUCAUCGGAACCACCACUACAACCCCCAAUGGCUUCUCUAGUCAUGAUCAAAGCAAGAGUUUUGCUUUGUGCGCCGGCUCCGCGGCCGUCCUCGCCGAGCUCGAUGACGAAGGCAACCUGAGCCAGCGGUUCUUCCGAGCUCGACCCUCGGCCACCAGUGUGAAUCCGACCUCCUCCUUCUACAAUCAGUCCACUCCCCCGGCUACUCCAGACCCGAAAUCGCGUUCCCUAUCACAUAUCCGCUCCAACCCACAUCUCAACGUCCCCAUUGGCUCACCGUCCAGCGAAGCUGGCGAUUGUGGUAGCCCGCGCGCCUGGUCGUCAAGAGAAAGAGUGAAAGCAGUUACCAGCGUUUCAAUCAGCCCCAACGGAAGAUUCCUGGCGGUAGGAGAGACCGGUUACAAUCCCCGAGUAUUGAUCUUUUCGACCGCUCGCGAUGCUCUACCCGAUGUCCCUCUGUCCAUUCUCUCCGACCACACCUUCGGCAUACAAAGUCUCGCAUUUAGUCCCGACUCGCAGUAUUUGGCCACACUGGGAAACGUGAACGAUGGUUUCCUGUUUAUCUGGUCAAUCAAUUUCAAGAAUGGUUCGGCCAAGCUACAUUCCGUGAAUAAAUGCACAUCUUUCGUCCGUGAUAUGUGCUGGGUCGGCCAAUCCUUGGUAACUACCGGAGUGCGACAUGUUAAAGUUUGGAGACUUCCUCCCUCCCGACCAGUUUCGCCUACGAAGACACGCUUGAAUAUAGAUGGCGCAGCUCUAUCUCCGAACCCGGCGCCAAAGGCCCUUUCUGGAAGGAAUUGCAUAUUAGGUCAAUUCAGCGACAGCACUUUCAGUUGCGCCAGAAGUAUCUCGGACCAGGAGGGUGUGGUUGGCUCGGAAUCCGGCGCUGUAUGCUUCCUCGAUGACCGUGAAGGAUCUCAAAAACUACAGUUCGUCACGCAGGUUGGAUUUUCUAUAACCUCUUUGACCGUUGACUUCGAUCGCGAGUCGAUCUGGUUGGGAGGUCGUGGAAGGAAAAUGCAGCGACUGUCAUUCGACACUCUGCGGUCCUCAACUUCCUCUAUUCCUAUGUCGCCAGCGCGACGGGACAAGAUCAUGGUGGAUAAGAAGAACAAAAUACCCGCAAUCACAUGCAUGGGUUCCCUCUCCUCGCAUUUGGUCACUGUGGAGGCUAGUCGCGAAAUCCACAUCUACCCAACCGAGGGCUUAUGCGACGAAGGCGAGCAAGAGCAUGGUGACACCUCGAUGCCAGCCCACCGAGACCCGGUUCUCGGUAUUCGUCGCCUCGAUGCACCCAAUUUCCCCGCCAGCUUUUUCACUUGGUCUCGCAACGGUUCGGUUAUUUUCUGGGAUUCUUUGGGCAGAUGCCUGGAUUUCAAAACAGUUGUCCUCGAGCAGAAUUGCGAAGCGGAAGACGUGGCGAAUGAACUCAAGGUGUUAAGAGCCCCUUUAGAUGCAGAGUUUUUCGUUUCUGGUGAUAAAUAUGGAGUUCUUAGAGUUCAUUCCCGUGAGCCAUGGGAGUGCGUUAAUGAUGUCCGUGCCCACGGAGCAGAGAUCACGGACAUUGCUGUCCAUUCGACAGACGACCUGUGUUUGAUCGCAAGUGCUGGUCGAGACCGGAUGGUGCAGCUCUUCCAAAAAUCCGAGUCGAGUGUGGAUCUAAUCCAAACCAUGGACGAUCAUGUUGGGGCUGUUAAUCAGCUCAUGUUCAUGAAUGAUGGCGAAAGACUGCUCUCGAGCUCCGCAGACCGCACCAUUCUUGUACGAGAUCGUGCUACUCGUGAUGAAGACGGUGCCACAUCUGUUGCGUAUCUCAUCACAAGAGUCAUCACUCUGAAAGCCUCUCCGAUUUCCAUGACAGUCUGCCCCGAUGACCCGAAAAUGCUUUAUGUAUCCACGAUGGAUCGUUGCAUCUCGAAAUUCGAUAUUCCUUCAGGACGGCAAAUUCAUUGCUUCAAGGCAUCCGACUCGGAAGCCACCGACGCGGUCAUAAUGGGCGCUUUGACAGUGACAUCGGAAAUUCCAGGACAAUGCCCGAAACUUUUGCUUGGAGUCUCUGGUACCGACAAGUCUAUCCGGGUAUACGACCUAGAACGAGAUCAGCUACUCACCGGGGAAUUUGGUCACACGGAGGGUGUUAGUGACGCGAUGCUUUUGGAGGAACCUGAUCCCAAUGAUAGAUCGAUCAUCAAACGAAACCUGGUUUCAGCUGGUAUCGAUGGUAUAUUGAUGAUCUGGAACCUAUCUGUCCAGCCACAGCCGCCCCCGGAAGGCCGUGACGAGGAUGGCCCCACGAAAGAGGCGACAGCGGCCAAACCACCACUUCGGAAGGUCCUCUCACGCAGCGAGCUGGCUGGCUUCCAACGACCCGACAAUCCAAGCCCCCUGGGAACUCCUACCCCCACGCGCGAACUAUCUCCCACUUUGACUCGCAAAAUGUCCAAACUAUCUCUCACACCUUCCAAUCUGAAGAACCACUCGCUUGCCGAAACCCCAUCUCCCCCGAAUCGUCGUUCGCCAACCGUUUUCACACCAACUGAAUCAAGCCGCCGAUCACCGUCCCCCCGACGAAUCUCAUCUGAUUUCCGAUCCCGCACCAAAAAUUCCCACCGGAGCGAAUUCGGCAGUCUGGAAAUGUCCACUGAACAAGUGUGUCGCACGCUACGGGCCUACCGAAAGAAGCUCAACGGCUCGGGUCAACAAGUCCUCGCGCAGAAGGAGCUGGAGCGAGAAUUGACCUUGACGCUUCGUGCUGUCAAUGCGCGGUCCAUGAACAGUGAUGAGAGCGCGGAAACGGAGACAGAUAGUAGUGGCAAGGAUCUUGACCGCAAACCUAGCUAUUCAUCUAUCUCUUCACGCUCGCCACAUUAUCCACGACAUGCUCCAUCAACUCCUCUUCUGCGCCAGAAAAAUCUGCGGCAGGUGUCGAGGAGUCGCUCAUAUGAUGCAAAUGGAGAUGAAUGA